This is a messenger RNA of Triticum aestivum (bread wheat), 877 nucleotides long. RefSeq lists its product as uncharacterized. Lineage: Eukaryota; Viridiplantae; Streptophyta; Magnoliopsida; Poales; Poaceae. Gene Ontology annotation, cellular component: intracellular anatomical structure. The transcript has 3 exons. The record is from RefSeq and is a predicted model, not a curated record. Bases 86 to 673 code for a protein of 195 amino acids.
CCGGAUUGUUUCAGGAGACCGGAUAGGAGCCGGAAGCCGCAGGAAGGGAAAGGCACCACCAGACCGGAGAGGCAAAGCGGAAUCCAUGGCGCUGUCGAGCUCGGAGAAGAAGACGGCGGCGGAGGUGGUCGCGGCGCUGGAGCUGCACCGCCACCCCCACGGCGGCUUCUACCUGGAGACCUUCCGCGACCCCUCCCUCGCGCUCCCCAAGUCCGCGCUCCCGCCCCAAUAUAAGGUGGACCGUGCUGUGAGUAGUGCAAUCUAUUUCCUGCUGCCUGCUGGGGAGAUCGCUCGGCUGCACCGCAUCCCUUGCGCUGAGGCAUGGCACUACUACAUGGGGGAGCCCCUCACGGUAUUUGAGGUGCACGAUGAUGGGCAAGUCAAGAUGACAGUAGUGGGUCCCGAUCUACGGAAAGGGCAGAGACCGCAGUACACGGUCCCUCCGAAUGUGUGGUUUGGUGCCUUCCUGACCCACGACAUCGAGUCCUUCACUGAUGACGGCAGUGUUUUUGUCGAGACACCUGGACGGGACCCUGACCUGCACUAUUCUUUCGUUGGAGUGACCUGUGCCCCGGCAUACCAAUUCGAGGAUGAUGAAAUGGCCACACGCGACGGCAUGAAAGCUUUGGCUCCUAAUGCGGAAGCUUUCAUCAAUUACCUUGUUCCAGCUUAGUGCAUUGCUGCUGCAAGUAGGUUGUUGUUUGUGGUGAACAUCUUCCAUCUGCUAGUUAUUGAAAACUAAUGUGUAUGAUAUGGUGUUCAAUUAUUUGAUUUUAGAGAGUAGUUCAAUAUGGAAGUUGAUACUCAUCUAAUCAAGUAUGGAAGUUCAGUAAGGUUUGCUCUUGUUUUCAUGAAUAAAUACCAUCCACUGGUGAUA